AUGAAUCGAAGCAAGAUCAAGGAAAUCGACGCCCAAGGACCGACCCACCAAAGGCACGCAAGAACCACAAUCAUUAAGUUUGUCAAAUUUUCACCCCACAGCGACUUCCUGGUCUGCGCUUUGGAGGAAUCUAUCUACGUUUGGGACGUUGCAACAGGGGGACUUCUCAGUACCUUUGCCCAUAUCGACAAGGUGAAUAGCACUUCAAUUUCGUCAGACGGGCAUCUUAUUGCUUCCGCAUCAUCAGAUGGUAGCAUCCGAGUCUGGGAAGUCAUGACUGGUGUGUUGCGCAAUAUGAUGGUAGUCAACGGUAGCAAGUCUGGUGUAUUCUUUGGAGAUGGACUGUUCAAGAGACCAAGGCGGUCCCGAAGAAUCAUUUCAGGGCAAAUAAAGUCUUUGCGCCUGCUCAGGAAUCGACGGUCCUUGUUUGUCACCAAUCCAUGGAUAACAUGCCACAUGGACCGUCUACUCUGGCUGCCUGCUGAGUAUCGAGCUACAUGUAUGGCCGUCUAUGCUGACACUCUUGUCUUGGGCCAUGCCUCUGGGGGACUUACCCUGCUGGAAUUCGAUGUGGACCGUAUUCCAUUGUCUGCCCGUGGCAGUCAAAGCUGA
Molecule: messenger RNA, 612 nt
Organism: Penicillium macrosclerotiorum
Lineage: Eukaryota; Fungi; Ascomycota; Eurotiomycetes; Eurotiales; Aspergillaceae
Product: WD40 repeat domain-containing protein
Exons: 1
Coding region: 1-612 (203 amino acids)
Molecular function (GO): protein binding
Source: RefSeq, a predicted model, not a curated record